AUGGCCAGGCUCUCAUUCAGCGUUGAUUCCAUGUCUUCCUGAUUUGUGUUUUCAUUUAUUUAUCUACGAGUAUCACGUUGCCAGAUUACAGUAUAGAAUAAUUUAUGAUUAGCGUGGAAUAAGGGAAUCCAGCGUUGAUCGAAUGAUUGUGCGUUGAGUCGCAUUGGCAGUUAGAAGCAUCGUUGUUCAAGGUCCUAUUGUUUCUGUCGCGCGUUGGCUGGUUAUCGUCGCUGAUACCCAUCGCCAUUCAUCGGGGAAUUGUUGGUGGAUGGUUGAGUGAUGACAGUGUUGGUUGCAGGAUUGAUUUGGACGUGAGGCGGUGGUGUGGUUGAGAAUGGCGGAGGAUUCAGGAAACCUAGAAUCGGUCAGCGAACCCUCCUCUAUGGCCAGCAACAUGCUCGCCUCGCUGCAGGGCCAGGACGAGGGCGGCUUCCUCUCCAGUGUGCAACCCAGUUUUGUCACUCCGACUGGCAGUCGCCAGCUCCUACCAGCCCCUCGACUCGGAAUCCCUCAUGAGCCUCGGCGAGCCCGCGCCCCCAUCCAGACCUGGGCCUACCCCUCGGGGACCCCACCCUGUCCUUCACGCAGCGGGGCUUGAACACGUCUUCCACUGCCUUUAACGUGCCCUUUCCCCCGCCGCACCCGCUUCCGCACGCCCCCCGCGGCUACCCAGCUGCCAAUCCCCCACAGCACUUCGGCCAAGGUCCGUACCCGCUCUUCUCCGACUACGGCACCGCGGGAUCUGGUGGAGGGCCCGCUCCCUCUUAUUUCUCGCCGACGUCGGCGGUGGAGCUGCCUGAGCAAAAUGCCUACGUGUCGCCGCAGAAUGCGCCGAUGCGACCCCCCCUACGGCACGCACCAGGGCUACCCGGACGGGCAGAGCCCCUUCGUCAACCACGGCCAGCCGCAGUUCGGCGGCGGGAACGCGGCGGGGGCCGCCACGCAGGGCUUUCAGGGGAUGCGCAUGAUGCCCGGGUACGCGGGAGGGAUGCCGCCCGGGAGCGGGCCGGUCCAGCAAGCCUUUUCCUCCUCCUUGGCGUCGCCGUUUCCCGUCUAUGCUGGGCAGCAGCAGGCGCAGGGCAUGGCGCAGAUUCGGCUGCCGGGGGGGGCCCUAUUCCAUGCAAGCACAAAUGGCCAACAGGGUUUAUUCGAAUCCGCAUCCGCCGUUCCCGGGCUAUCCCGGCCAGCAGCAGGCGCAGUUCCCCUACAGCGCAGCGGGAGCCGGCGCAGGCCCGACUAGCGCGUCUUCGUGGACGACGUCGGCGGUGGGACAGAACGCCUACCUGUCGCCGCAGAAUGCACCGAUGCGACCUCCGUACGGCACGCACCAGGGCUAUCCGGACGGCCAGAGCCCCUUCGUCAACCAGGGCCAGCCGCAGUUCGGCGGCGGGCGCGCAGCGGUGAUAGCCACGCAGGGCAUGCGGGUGAUGCCAGGGUAUGAGGCCUAUCGUUCCGCAAUGGCAACGUUUUCCACCUCGCGCGCGACGUUUUACACAGGGCAUCCCGUUUUCGUGCUGGAGUGCCGUGUUCCAACGGCCUGCUGGCCGCGCAUUGCUAUGGGCCGUACGUGGCACCCACCAUCCAUCACGCAGCCACGUAGUCCAUUGCCCACAUCCAAUCCGCCGCGCCACGCACAUGUCACCGGGUCAGUUGGCCAUGUGUCUCGCAUUUCCGGUCGCGACGUUCCGGCCGGGAUGGAGAUGCCAUCCGCCUUGUCCGACUACACUCCACCUAGCGGGCCUGACAGCCAUCCAGUUCCCCCGCCUUCCACACAUUCCGAUCUCCUGUCAGCCGGCCCGUCGUCCAGUACCGUCUCGGAUCCCGUUCAACCGGAGAGACCCGCGACGGCUGAGCUUAACGUUAAGAUUGUGGAAGAAACCGUCCGUAGCUACCUCAAGCGGACGAAACGCGAUGUGUCUGAGGUGGUCUCGAUGCUGCGCCUCGAUCAGAUGGACUGGUUUUGUAGCACGUAUUUACCUGAGAAUUGUCGUUACUAUGCGGCUGAUUUUUCCCAAGAUGUCCUGUGUGUUACGGUGCGGAAUACGGCAAACGCCCGCGAAGCCUUCGAGAAAAACAAAGCGGAGUACCAUAGAAGCGUGGGCAAGGACGUCGGGGUAGAAAUGUUAGGAGUUUCGGAGCUGAGUCCUCAUCCUUUCCCAUUUGUGAUAACACCUGCGCCGGGCUACAUCGCGUUGACCCCUUCUACUGUUUUGAAAUGAGAGCUGUGGACAGCAUGUGGCUGCGCGACAGUUCGUCACUGGACACUGGUUUUUUGCGGACAUUUCGUCUAAGAUUUUUGAUAUCUGCGCAUAUUGACCAUGACCACUUGCCACAGUAUUGUGUUGAUUUUUUACUGCUAACCAAAAAUUUAACGCGGGGAAGGCUGGAAUUUUUUAUACGAAAUUGUGCAUAUUUUCACGUUUUAACUGGCAGAUGAUCAUUGUGAUUUUCAACAUUUUAGUGCUAAGAUGCUGAGGAAAUUUGUACUGUGUUUUGGAGUUUUGUCUUUCGGAGUGACGUUAUCGUGUUGAUUAAAAG
This is a messenger RNA of Paramacrobiotus metropolitanus, 2538 nucleotides long. RefSeq lists its product as uncharacterized. The transcript has 5 exons. Bases 1056 to 2219 code for a protein of 387 amino acids. The record is from RefSeq and is a predicted model, not a curated record. NCBI's taxonomy places the organism in Eukaryota, Metazoa, Tardigrada, Eutardigrada, Parachela, Macrobiotidae.